Molecule: messenger RNA, 1753 nt
Organism: Zingiber officinale
Lineage: Eukaryota; Viridiplantae; Streptophyta; Magnoliopsida; Zingiberales; Zingiberaceae
Product: glutathione S-transferase TCHQD-like
Exons: 3
Coding region: 305-1102 (265 amino acids)
Molecular function (GO): glutathione transferase activity
Source: RefSeq, a predicted model, not a curated record
AGCUUUACUUGAGGGUUUCUAGGUUUCUAAGCUUUAACUUCUUUGUACUCCUUGUUCUAAUAAAUCAAGUGCUUUUCGUUUCACUUUUCUUCACCUUCUGACCUGCGCGCUCUUUCCUGGUAUCACCAAACUGCAUAAUGGUUGGAUGCUUUUCCUGAAUAAGUUCCAGGAUGGAAGAAUGUUGAGAGAGAGCUAUUUUUUUUCUCAAAAGAUUGCACCUCUCCAUACUUGGGGGAAGCAAAACUGGUGAGUAUUGUUUGGGAGGAGGUUAGUCGCAUGGAGUUUGAUAGUUAUAGGUCUAUUCAUGCAGCUCUAUCAUCAUCCUUACUCAAUGGACAGUCAGAAAGUGAGGUUAGCACUGGAAGAGAAAGGGAUUGAUUACACAUCUUAUCAUGUUAAUCCUUUAACUGGGAAGAACAUGGAUGUCUUGUUCUUUCGCAUGAAUCAAUCUGCAAAACUUCCUGUCUUCCAAAAUGGUUCCCAUAUCAUUUUCCAAGCCAUUGAUAUUAUCCAGUACAUAGAGAAGCUCUCUGUGUCUCUGAAUGGUGAGGACAAUCCCAUUAACACAAAGGUCACAGAAUGGGUGGAGAGAAUUGAUCUAUGGAGUCCCAAAAUAUUCACUCUGGCUCAUGUCCCAGAAAAGUAUCGACUAUUUGUUUCCAAAUUUGUUCGCCGUGUAGUGAUUGCUCGGAUGGUCCAAGCUCCAGAUCUAGCUAGUGUUUACCACUUAAAACUUCGAGAAGCCUAUGAUACAGAUGAGAAGUUGAAGAACGCUGAAAAUCUGAAACAAAGUGAGGAAAAACUCUGUCAUCUUCUUGAUGAUGCAGAAAUACAGUUGGGCAUUACAAAGUAUCUUGCUGGAGAAGAUUAUACCAUGGCUGACUCCAUGUUUAUUCCUGUUUUGGCACGAAUAGUUCUACUGGAUCUUAAAGAGGAAUACAUCACUUGCAGGCCCAAUGUAUCAGCUUAUUAUAACAUGGUUAAGCGGAGGCCAAGCUUCAAAAAGGUAAUUGGGAAGUACUUCCAAGGUUGGAGGAAGUACAAAACACUUCUCAGAACAUGGUGCUUUCUUCACAUAAGAGACUUGUUCAGAAGGUACUAGGGAACCAACACUAUUAAAGGUCAAAUGGAUCAGAUAAAUUGUGCAUGCUACAAUAAUAUGCAUAAUGUGGAAUAAAUGGAAGCGAUUUUAGGGCUUCAAUAAUGGUGCAAGGUUAUAUUUUCUUACAGAAUCUUCUAAAAGAACUUAUAUAGAGUUUUCAUAAGGAAAAUGAUAGAUUGUAUAGAGUUGUUAGAUUGUAUAUAUAUAUUUUUUUCUCUACUUUGUUUUUUAGACUUAUAACCAAUAUCACUGUGCAGUGAUGAGUUCUCCUUAAAGCUCCAUCUCCAUAAGUUUUUUAUAUUAAGCUUCUUUGGCUAUUUUGUAAUAUUAUCUCUCUGUGUACAUACUUGAAGUGUGAAAGGAUUAUAUAAUUUCGCACUAUGACAAACUUGUGAUAAUAUUUCAUUGUGGUAUUAUCUGUUUGAUGCCAUCAAUUUCAUUUCCUCAACAAUUUUUAAGUAGUUAGAUUAUAUAUAUAUAUAUAUUUUCUCUACUUUGUUUUUUAUCCUUAUAACCAAUAUCACUGUGCAGUGAUGAGUUUUCCUUAAAGCUUCAUCUCCAUAAGUUUUUUAUAUUUUAUUUGGCUAUUUUGUAAUAUUAUCUCUCUGUGUACAUACUUGAAGUGUGAAAGGAUUAUAUAAUUUCGCACUA